AUGAAAGGCCUGGAUAUGCAGAUCAAGCACGUUCUUCUGUUCUUUCUCAUCACAAUGGCAUCCGUCCGAACAGUACAGUCAGCAUCGGGCUCUAUAUAUUAUUAUCGGUAGGUGUGAUCGAGCCAAUUGAAAAAAAAAAAUAAAUAAAAAUUAGGAAUGUCUUAAGUUGUUCAAAUAGUUGUGUACUUUUAAAUCGGUUCGUCAUGAAUAACUAAGAGUCCAGGUUUAAAUAACGUAAUGAUUAAUUGCAGCGACCCUCCCAGCGCCGUCCUCAACCCGUUAUCUCGUUUCUUCUACGCAGAAGAGCCGAGACAUCUGUCGCCGGCGAAACGAGACAAGAAAUACGAUCGGAACUGCUUCUUCUCCCCCGUUCAGUGCAUGCUGUCUUACAAUACCAACAACAAUGACGCCCUCUAUCAUCCCCGAGGUCGGAAAUAG
Bursaphelenchus xylophilus (pine wood nematode) is the source of this 438-nucleotide messenger RNA. The record is from the annotation of a GenBank genome assembly. Lineage: Eukaryota; Metazoa; Nematoda; Chromadorea; Rhabditida; Aphelenchoididae.